This is a messenger RNA of Salvelinus sp. IW2-2015, 7618 nucleotides long. The record is from RefSeq and is a predicted model, not a curated record. NCBI's taxonomy places the organism in Eukaryota, Metazoa, Chordata, Actinopteri, Salmoniformes, Salmonidae.
AGAGAAGAAAGGGUCACAUGAUCUCCACUGGGGAUGCAGAGUUCCCGUGUGAGUACCACACCCUGGGCCACGGCGGCACGCGCCGUUUCCCUCACAACAACAACAACAACGGCGGGCUGGCGCCAACUUCUGGGGGCCGCCAACGCCACAACGCCAUCGCUGCCAAGAGUCUGGAGGCCCUUACGAACCUUCACAAGGCUGACAUAAAGCMCCAGCACGAAGCCUUUAUGGACCUCCAGAAAAAUCAGAAGUACCCGGCCAGCCCCUGUAUGUCUCAGGGCCAGAGAUCACCUAACUUUGGCCGCCAACAGCAGGCCCGUACCCCCCGUGUGAUCCGACGCAACCCCGACCAGCCGGCUCUAGCCGACCAGGCCAGCAGGGUGUCCUUUGCCUCGGCUGAGAGUCUGGAAACCAUGUCUGAGGCCGACGUUCCCCUCGGGUUCAACCGCAUGAACCGCCUCCGCCAGAGCCUGCCCCUGGCGCGCUCAUCCAGCCAGGCCAAGCUCCACGCGCCAGGUCAGAACAUAAUGGUCAUGCCAUCUCUCCUCCAGCUGGGCGAGGAGACGAGGCGGGUGCACCUGACCCACGAGCUGACCAGCCUGGAGACCCUGAGAGCCCUCAUUGUCCACAUGUUUCCCCAGAGGCUCACCAUGGCAAUGCUAAGAAUGCCCAUGUUCAGGUGCCCCAGCACGGCCCUGCUGAUUAAGGACGAGGCCCGUAACGUAUUCUAUGAGCUGGAGGACCCACGAGACGUCCAGGACCGCUGUGUCAUCAAGAUCUACUGUAAGGAGCCUGUCUACGGCACCUACCCCGGACACCACAACCCACACCUGGCCAACGGAGACCUCCGGAGGGAGAUGGUGUACACGCCCCAGCAGGAUUCUCCGUCCAACCGUCGCCUCAGCAAUGCCCCCGCCUCCUCCUCCGCAUCGACACCCUCCAGCUCCCCGUCCCGCGUCCGUCUCCUCUACAGUGGCGGUGGCCGUCCAUCCUCCUAUGCCGGGCAACCUCACCUCCAGCAUCACCCCCACACCCACUCCCUCCCCCACCCCCACCACCUCUCGCCCGGGGGUUUCUCCCCCAGUGCCAUCCUGGAGCGGAGGGACGUGAAGCCCGAUGAGGAGGUCCACGGUAGUGGCUCCAGAAGCAUGGUGCUCCUGCGGGGCGAUGGAGGGGGAAUCUAUGCCGACCCCUAUUCCCUGGGCCAGGAAGGGGGUCGGCUUAGUCUGGCUGGCCCCCACUCCCCCCUACCCCCGAGGGGGGAUCCCUAUGGCUCUCUCUACCGGCGAGGAGGAGGUGGUGGUGGAGGUUUGGGACCCGGCUCCGUGCGCUCCCUCACUUCCUACUCGGCGGCGGCUCUGCAGGGAGAGCUGAUGGACAGCGGCAUCCUAUACAGGCCUGGAGGCCCGCUGUAUAAUGAUGCUGCCUACGCCGCAUCCAUGUUGGCCAUGGGUUUCCGGGUGCCACCCCCCUCGUCCCCGCAGAAGAUCCCUGACAUGAGGGACUCGUAUUCYGGCACCAUGCCCGGCCGGGGCUCCCCUGGGAGGCAGACCCUGCGGAGGGACUCGGUGUCCUCCUCCGUGUUUGGGGAAAGUGCCAAAGCUAGGGGUCAGGGGUCAGGGUUGGGGUCUGAUCAGCUGUGCUUAAUGGCUGGACCUGGAGGGGAGGGCGGUGGUUUCAGUUCAGCACCAGGUUUCAGUUCACCUCUACCAGGCAAUGAGACAGAGACCAGGGGGCGCAUGGAGGCCAUGGAGAAACAGAUAGCCAGUCUGACUGGUCUACUGCAGACUGUUCUGACCAGGGGACCAGAGGCCGAGAGCCCGUGGGGCUCGGGGAUCCAGUCCGAGAUGUCGUGGUUCGCCCUCGCUAAGGGAGAUGGUGUACACGCCCCAGCAGGAUUCUCCGUCCAACCGUCGCCUCAGCAAUGCCCCCGCCUCCUCCUCCGCAUCGACACCUCCAGCUCCCCGUCCCGCGUCCGUCUCCUCUACAGUGGCGGUGGCCGUCCAUCCUCCUAUGCCGGGCAACCUCACCUCCAGCAUCACCCCCACACCCACUCCUCCCCACCCCCACCACCUCUCGCCCGGGGGCCAGAUUGCGGCCCACCACCACCGCAGCAGCAUCACCCCCAGCAGCUCCACCCCAGCAGCUCCAUCCCCAGCACCACCAUCUCCACACCAUGCCAGGCUAGCUUUCUCCCCAGUGCCAUCCUGGAGCGGAGGGACGUGAAGCCCGAUGAGGAGGUCCACGGUAGUGGCUCCAGAAGCAUGGUGCUCCUGCGGGGCGAUGGAGGGGGAAUCUAUGCCGACCCCUAUUCCCUGGGCCAGGAAGGGGGUCGGCUUAGUCUGGCUGGCCCCCACUCCCCCCUACCCCCGAGGGGGAUCCCUAUGGCUCUCUCUACCGGCGAGGAGGAGGUGGUGGUGGAGGGGCGCAUGGAGGUCAUGGAGAAACAGAUAGCCAGUCUGACUGGUCUACUGCAGACUGUUCUGACCAGGGGACCAGAGGCAGAUAGCCGUCUCGCACCCGCCGCCGCACAUCAGACACGCUCACAGCUCCUUCGCGAUCCCAUCCCGCUCACUCCGCCUCUCCGUCUGAACCUCCCAUUGCACCCCCACCUCGUCCAGUGCUCCUCGCCGCUAUCCCACUUCCCGCCUCCCAUCCCAUUGAACCUCCCUCCACGCCGCCCCCCACAUCCUCAGCGCUCUCCCCCCCGUGACGACCGCAUCGAGAUGACCCACGAGUUGCAGGAUCACCUGCAUGGCCUGCAGCAGAACACCAGCGAGCUGCGCAAACAACUGUCCAGCUGCGCAGACAUCCAGGGACAAAUUCCUUCCCUUACAGUUGAUGUCUCUCGUGUGAUGCACUUUGAGUCUUCUCUGACGCCAUCGGCUCCGUUGGCCCUGAUGCCGCCACCGCCCACAGGGUCCGCCCAGUCACUGACGGUGUCGCGGCUGCAGAUGCAGAACCACCUGCAUGGCCUGCAGCAGAACACCAGCAAGCUGCGCAUACAGCUGUCCCAACUGCGCGACAUCCAGUUGGAGAACCAGGACUCGGUGCAGUCCCUGCUGAGGCAGACAGAGUCGGAGCUGAGCCUGAUGAUGCUGGAUGCCAUGCGGACCCAGGAGGACCCUCUGCAGAGGCAGCGUCUCUUAGUGGAGGAGGAGAGACUCAAGUACCUCAACCAGGAAGAGCUGCUCAUCCAGCAGCUGCAUGAUCUGGAGAAGUCAGUGGAGGAACUCCAGAGGAACUCMUCAGUCAACCAUGGCCUGGUGACAGAGCAGGAUGUGGAGCAGAAGAGCAUGGAGCUCAGGUCUUUGGGAGAGACCCUCACAGAGCUCAAGAACCAGUUCCCCAGUCUGCAGAGUAAGAUGCGGGUGGUGUUGAGGGUAGAGGUGGAGGCUGUCAAGUUUCUGAAGGAGGAACCACACAGACUGGACACACUGCUGAAACGCUGUAACACUAUGACCGAUACACUGACCACACUACGAAGUGUAUUGUAUACCACCUGUACGUACAGAAAAGUGACCGAGGGCCUGUGGAAGGGCCAGGACGACAUCUGCAGCCAGUCAGCCAAGCGAACUGAAGACACAGGAAAGAACUCGGAUCUCGACAUCCUGACCAGUCCACCGCUCAGCCUCAAUGACCUGGGUGGCAGUGCCAGCCUUGCCAACUGGAUGCCCAUAUCAAGCAGUGACCCGGACACCUCGGGACCUGAGCAGGAUCUCCACCCUACAGCCAGCUACAGAAGCCGGGUCCUGGAUGAACUGCCGAGCCGCCGCGGUGCUGACAAAUCAGUGUCCGUGGAGGUCAGACUGGCUGCAGAGCGAGACUGGGAGGAGAAGCGGGCCAGUCUGACCCAGUUCAGUGCCCAGGACAUCAACCGUCUGCUGGAGGAGACGCAAGCUGAGCUGAUGAAGGCCAUCCCAGACCUGGACUUCGCUGCCAGGCAGAUCAACAAGCCCGUGGUGCCCCCCAAACCCCACCCCAAGCCUCAGUUUACCACCCCUGUCACUACCUCUACCAAUGCCUUCACCACCUCUAGUAUCCUCACUACUACCAGUACUGAGCACCAGCCCAACAAGGUCCAGAUCACUGCCCUGAAGCUGGAAGGGGGAUCACGUCGCGGAUCUGCGGAGAUGACCGUAACCAGGUAUCGCACUGAGAAACCCUCUAAGUCGCCGCCUCCACCCCCUCCUCGCCGCAGCUUCCCAUCAGCCCAUGGGCUCACCACCAAUCGCACUGGAGAAGUGACCGUCACCACCAAGAAGCUGGAGCCAGAAGACGGAGAGGCCCCGAAGACUCUGGUCAAGCUGAGAAGGACACCGUCUGACACCCCUCGCCCCGCCUCCACUCCCCCCGUCAUCGCCGCCUCAGCGAUUAAAGAUGAAGACCACGACGAGCGGAUCAAUGCUGAACUAGAGAAUGCCAGCAACUCACCAGGGGCGUCCAAGGGACCUCAGUCGACUGUAGCGGCCAGACUGAAGCACCUCCAGCAGGGCAGCCUGGAGAGGCCCAAGACCAGGAAGCAGAGAGAGGACUUCCCCAAGAUCCAGGGCCAACAGCAGGUAUUCCACUUCUAGAUGGCCCCUCCUCAGAGGAGUUUUCCUCCUCAGAACAGCUCUGGUGGCCUUCUGUGACAUUGACAACUACCCCCUCUCACAGCUGUCUGGGGCAACUACUGGGCUAUUUCAAGACUAUACUGGGAUACAAUAUGUUAUUAGUGGACACUAUAAGGUGACGAAAAAAGGGGUGGGCUCAUCUGAAAUGUUUUGACUUUGAGCUGUGCCAAGUGGUUGGAUUCUAAGUGGAUUGUGUACAGAGUGUGCUCUUUCCCUUUGGCUGACAUUGAUGUUUUUGAGGAGACUAAGGUGGUGGGGAUGUUGUACCCUAAAUGAGCUGAGUGACACCUUAAACUGUACUCCUUGACAAUGCCACGGAAUAGUUUUACAUCUCAAUGUUGAACAGUGUUAAUUUUCUCAGCUAUUUUAGAUGUAGUUUUCAUCUUACUUAGUCUUUUGACUAAAAUACCUUUUAGUCUUAGUCCCAUUUUAGUUAUUUCAUCCUUCGUAGUUUUAGUUAUUAACAGUCGACAAAAACUCUGGAAAUGUUUUGUCUAGUUUCAGUCACUGUCAUUUUAGUCACAUUUUAAUCUGUGCUUUUUUUUUCUCCAUUAAAUCAUUAAUAUUUACCUCCAACAUUCAUGUCCACAUUAAGAUAGCCUUGUCCAACUAGGCCUACUAUCCCCUCAUAUUGCUGGCAACAUUGCUAUUGUGGCAGAUUGUAACCAAGCCAUGGUUUACCAUAUAGGCCUUGGCUUCAGGUCAAACAAUUUAGACCUACAACUCUAAUUUUCUCCCCGUCAUAAUGUUGUGAUGGGGAAACAACAGUGAUUCUCUUAAAACAGGAAUCUGAUCUUUCCGACAACGCCAGAAUUAUUACUGUACUCCUAAUAUUCAGAWAAUAGCAUUAGUAGUUCCAGUUGGGGAAAAGCAACGGCAUUUGCCGAUCGCCAGAGCGGCGACAUAGAUGAAUAACAGAUCACAUGGUACUAGAGCUUCUGAUGUGAUCAAAGCAAACGUAUCCUAUAUGAAAGUAAGAGAGAGUGAACAUUAUUGGUGCAGUUGAAGUGUUCUGGCUAUGCAUCAGUUCAAUAGAAAGACGCGUGACUGAAGUGACCGCCGGGUAGCUGUGUGGGAGAGCAGGGCGGAUCAACUCAAUCAGCCAGCAAAACUGAAAGAUCAAUGAGAGGAUUGCAUUCAAUUAUGCAAAGACAAGCAUGCUUAUUAUUGGACAAAGCAGAUUAAAGGGAGGUCAAAAGAAGCCUUKAUGUCAAAUCGAAAGUCCAUUAGUCUGAUGUGGAAUGCUCAUCUCGUUACAUUAUCUUCAACGAAAAUGAAAAGUAAUUUGUGACGGUUAUCUGGGUUUUUCCAGGACGUAUCCUUUCGUUAUCGUCAUUGGCUUUUUGUCCGGAAAAAUAGGUUGUUGACUAACAUUUUUUGUCAUAGUUAUUUAUUGCUGAUGAAGUUAACCCUGACGUCGAACCCCUGACUUUUCUCCGAYCACAUUAUGAUCCUACAGUACCACUGUUCUCUAGCGCUGCUUCCUUUCCUCAAAUCACUGAAUCAUUCUGUCUCCAGCUGAGUCAUUUAAAACCACAGUCCAAAAGCGAGAGGUGAAAAAGGAGGAGGUGAAAAAGUUUUUAUUGUCAGAAUAUUUGCCCUUGUUUCUCAGUGGAGAUGAGAAUGUGGAAAAGGUAGGAUAAGAAAAGAAAGAAAGACAGAGAGAAAGACGAAUGGAAAGAGAAAGACAGACAGAACGAAGAAGCAAAGUCGAGCACACCACCAAUGGUUCUCUGGAGCAAAUAAGACUGAAGCCCUCCUUUCUGAAGCCCCAGUCCUAUCUGGUUCAGCAGGCACUCCAACCCAGUAGGCUAAGCUGAGUGGCCCUGUCCCACCUCAGCCCACACUGUCCCUCUCAAAGGACCUUCUGGCAGCUCUCAAAGUCAGGUAGAGAUAACACAGCCAGCCACUUCGUCCCAGCCUGCACCCGUCCUGAGCCAGUCACCCCAAUCCUCUCAUUACCCUAACGGUGAUAAUCCACACUCCAUUAGCUAACUCCAAGAUAGAGGCCACUUCAUUAACUCUAAGAAACAGGGCCCUUCAUUUGGUGCUCUUUAGGCCUUAGGGGGUCUAUUCACAGGUUAUUGAAGUUCAAAAGGCUGACUUUCAGAGUGAAAAACACCCACAUUUUGCCAUGGUUCAACUGGGCUGGAUUGAUGCACCUGUACAUGCAUCUUUGAUCAGAUCUUGAAGGUGUUUACCUUAUGUGGGGAAAAUGCAUCUCAUCCACCACCAAAGCUGUAACCGCAUCCAUUUUGGUGAAGCACAAUGUUUUCACCAGAGCACAAACCAUACCUCACUCUUUGGGAUGAAGGCGAAAGGAGUCAGAAAACAUUUGGUUAUCAUACAAGUACAGAAGAUAACAUCCCAGAGAGGUCAGUGCUCUUCACAACAAGGCCCAUUAGCGAAUAGAGUAGUUAGCACACAGCUAACAGGGGUGACCACAUUUAAAAUACCCAAAUGUGGGACAACAAGACUAUUUUGUGGGACAUUUGCGGGACAGUGUAGCCCCACCCUCCCCCCACAGAAAUCCCCUUCCCGCUCAUGGUGUAGUUCACAUUUUUUAUAAAUAUUGUCACAAGAAUAUUUGAUAUUUUUAAAACCCUCAAACACUAAGUUAGGCAUACCUAAUUUAGACAUGCCUAAUUUCAUAAUAGGCCAUGGCAUCAUCACUGUCAAUCAUGAAUGAUAAUUCUUCACGUUUUACUAGUGAAAUGUCCAAACUGUGUCUGCAUGCCAAUCAUUUGAUCUCAAUCAGCUUCAUGGGAAUAUGCAUUUCGAUCUUCUUGAAUGACUGUUUCGUGAGCAAAUUAGAGCAGAUGGUGUUAACAAAGUAUAUAGACUUCCUGUAUUUUGUUUCAAUCAAAGCACGCCUAGUGGCGAUCGCUAUUGAGUUUUGGCCGCAUGAUAACAUUUGUUUUGCUAUUUAGCUAACCAUCCUAAAAUCUCAUAAGAAAUGAGGUGGUGUUUUUGGUGUAACAGUAACGUUAUACUUAAGUCAU